GAUGGACCCGCAUGCCGCAUGAACGUCGGAGGUCUCGGCGAAAUUGGUCUCCACUGCGACCAAAACAUAUCGCUCACCUCUGCGCGAAGCUCAGCACAACACCUCUCGUCCAUGGGUUCUCCACUCCUUAAGACCCGUUUCUAGUGCGACUCCGACUCUCAGGCCCCUGAGCUUUUUGACAUCAUCAUGGAAGGCGGGGAGAUGUUCACGUCUAUCGAAGACAUCCAAGCAGAAGCGAAAGCCAGAGCGCAAGCGCAGCGUGCGGAAGAUGCGCAAUUGGGUGGUCCGAAGCCGACGACCACAGAUGUGAAGACUGCGAAGAAGGCUGGCGAAGUCCACUUCAAGGCGCAGCAUGGCCUUGUUGUUGCUUUCUUCAGCUUCAUCCUUGCCCUCCACGUUGUCGGCAUCUACCUCUUCACGACCGGCUUCCUUCUCACGCGCCUUGUCCUCCCGCACACGUCCGAAUGCGCCGUCCCACCAAUUGAGCUCACAAGGGGCUAUGUAGCCGGCGAUGCAGAGAAAGGCUGCUGGCAUCCUAAGACCUACAGUAAGGCCAUUGUGGUCAUUGUCGAUGCGCUGCGAUACGACUUUACGGUGCCAUUUGAGGCCCAAUUCGAGCCCGUUGACAUCAAGGCCCAAGCCGACCGCGCCCAAGCCGCUUCCUCCGAGAAGAACAUUGCACCUCGGCAUUUCCAUAACGCCAUUCCUGUUUUCUACGAGACUGCGAAGCAAUCGCCGAAGAACGCGUUUCUCCUUCCUUUCAUCGCAGACCCACCUACAACCACACUGCAACGAUUGAAGGGGCUGACAACCGGAACCCUGCCCACAUUUGUCGAUGCCGGAAGCAACUUCGCAGGCACUGCAAUCGAUGAGGAUAACCUGGUCGCACAACUGAAGGAUGCUGGCAAGAGGGUUGUUCAUUUGGGCGACGACACCUGGCACGCACUGUUUCCUGGGUACUUCGAGCCGAACCUUACCCACGCGUACGAUUCGUUCAACGUCUGGGACUUGCACACGGUUGACAAUGGCGUUACCGAACAUAUUUUCCCGCUCUUGAAGGGUGAGAACUCGACAAAAUGGGAUGUUAUCUUCGGACACUACCUGGGCGUGGACCACGCGGGGCAUCGUUAUGGACCAGACCACCCCGCCAUGGGAGCGAAGUUGAACGAGAUGGACGCCGUGUUUCGACGUAUGAUUGAAGAGCUCGACGAUGAUACGCUUCUUGUGGUCAUGGGCGACCAUGGCAUGGAUGCCAAGGGAGAUCAUGGUGGUGAAUCUGAUGACGAGAUUCAAGCCGCGCUGUGGAUGUAUUCAAAGAAGGGAGACUUUGGUCGCAUCGAUCCUUCUUUCGUACUCCCACCUGCACACGCAAAGGACAGAUCCGUUGCGCAGAUCGACCUUGUGCCCACUCUCUCGUUGCUCCUCGGCCUGCCAAUCCCAUUCAACAACCUCGGAAGGCCAAUCGAUGAGGCUUUUGCCAGUGCCAAGGUGAACGAUUUCGAGAAUCUGGCUACCGUCAAUCGUCUGGCAAGCGCUCAGAUCCAUCGCUACCAGGGCGAGUACGCCCAAGUUCGUGGCCUAGACGAAAGUACCUUCUCCACCUCCCAGUCCCUUUGGCCUAUCGCAAACGAAGCAUGGUCGACUGUCUUCCAGCGAACAUCUUUCGGUGGAAGUUCAGCGAAGUCGGAACAGAUGAAGGCUGCAUACAAAGCCUUCGCUGCUUACCAGCAGGAGAACUUGCGCAUCUGUCGCUCUCUUUGGGCACGGUUCGAUGUGCCCCGCAUGAUCAACGGUGUCCUGAUCCUCGGGCUCAGCGUACUCCUCAUUGCCCUCUACGCUCGAGGUUUGGUCGGUGACCGCGCUGAGGUUACACCUGUUUUCUUCACGAGGGGCCUUUUGGGCACUGUCCUUGGUGCUAUCCUUGGUUUUGUCGCGUCGAUUGUCGUGCCCGACACUCCGAAGGAGCAUGUUGUCACCUUUGCGGCAGCCGUGACUGGCAUCGUAGGCGUGUUGUCAGCCUUCUUCUCGCUCCGUAAUCGUCUUGCAUCUCCACUGCCCAACAGCAUUUGGGGAUGGACUAGUUUCAUUUUCACCAUCUCUCUGUCCGCAGGUUUCGCUGCCAACUCCUUUACCAUUUGGGAGGAUGAGAUUCUUCUGCAUUUUCUUACGACGUUCGGCAUACUUGCUCUUAUUUCCUCUUUCCGGCAGAAGAGUAUGUCCGACCGCACCCUUGGUGUCUACCACUCGAUUCUCUUCACUGUCCUGUUGCGUGUAGCAAGCUUUUCUAAGCUUUGCCGCGAGGAGCAGAUGCCGUAUUGCAAGUCGACAUACUAUGCAUCGGCUCUCUCUACCACCUCCGCGCCAUGGCAACUCAUCAUCCCGGUCGUCGCUGCGCUCCUCGUUCCUACCUUCAUCAAGAGCUACUAUGAUGGAACCAAGAGCUAUCAGAACAUGGCCGUGAUGUGGAUCGGUCUUGUUCUGCGCUUUGGCCUGAUGCUUUCAGCGGCAUACUGGGCUCUGGACGCGGCCGACGACGGCGACUGGUACCCAUCGUUGUCCGGCAUCAUCAAGAUUACCAAGCAAGCUCUCGCUCAGGGUGUACUCAUCCUGGCAUUUGGUAUUGGCUAUGCACUGUACAACUGGUCUAAGCCACUCCUUAACAUUCAAAUCAACAACCAGGGUCAGCCCAACGAGCAACUCAUUGUCCACGGCUACGCGAACGUCCACGGCAGCCGCUAUGCACUGCUCAUCACCAUCUGGUAUCUCGCCGUUGCGAUCCUCCAGAAACCCAUGGGCGCAGGUGCAAUCGGCAUCCUCGUGUGGCAACUCUUCUCGCUCCUCGAAAUCAUCGACACAAACAACCUGCGCCAGUCUUCCAUCGGCCCCAUCGUCCUCGGCCUCCUCGGCUCCUUCCACUACUUCAAAACCGGUCAUCAAGCCACCCUCUCCAGCAUCCAGUGGGAAUCCGCCUUCAUCCCGCUCAAAUCAAUCCGCUACCCUUGGACCCCCAUCGUCGUCAUCCUCAACACCUUCGGUGCCCAGAUCCUGUGCGCCAUCGCCGUCCCCGCACUCGUCCUGUGGAAGGUAAAUCCCAAGCAGAAACGCCUCUUGAGCACGGUUGCCAAGGCGAUCGCGACGCACAUCCUCUUCUACGCUGUCGUGAAUCUGGCGACGACGAUGUGGGCCGGCCACCUGCGGAGACAUCUCAUGCUCUAUCGCAUCUUCAGCCCGAGGUGGAUGCUCGGCGCCGCAGUGCUGGUCGUGGUCGACGUGGUGGCGAUUUUCGUGGGGCUGUGGGGAUCCAGAAUGAGUAUUCUGAGUGUUGCGGAGGUGUUUGGGUUUGCGUAGGCAGACAAGCAAACGAGGCAAGGGGAGGUGUUGUGUAGAUACGGAUAUUGCAUUGCAUGCGUCUGGCGACGCCGGGUGUCUUGUUUGUUAUAGCAUUGAGACGGUUGUCUUGCGGGCACCGUCGUUAACUAGCGUUUUCAGAAGUUCUGGUGCCGUUG
Boeremia exigua is the source of this 3506-nucleotide messenger RNA. RefSeq lists its product as uncharacterized. Gene Ontology annotation, cellular component: endoplasmic reticulum membrane. The coding region runs from base 187 to 3348 and encodes 1053 amino acids. Gene Ontology annotation, molecular function: mannose-ethanolamine phosphotransferase activity. NCBI's taxonomy places the organism in Eukaryota, Fungi, Ascomycota, Dothideomycetes, Pleosporales, Didymellaceae. The transcript is spliced from 2 exons. Gene Ontology annotation, biological process: GPI anchor biosynthetic process. The record is from RefSeq and is a predicted model, not a curated record.